Messenger RNA from Balaenoptera acutorostrata (minke whale), 963 nucleotides. RefSeq names its product zinc finger protein 345-like. The record is from RefSeq and is a predicted model, not a curated record. Gene Ontology annotation, molecular function: RNA polymerase II cis-regulatory region sequence-specific DNA binding; DNA-binding transcription factor activity. Gene Ontology annotation, biological process: regulation of transcription by RNA polymerase II. NCBI's taxonomy places the organism in Eukaryota, Metazoa, Chordata, Mammalia, Artiodactyla, Balaenopteridae. The annotation marks the transcript as partial. The transcript has 2 exons.
AUGAGACCCUAUGAAUGUGAGGAAUGUAGAAAGUCUUUGAAUAGUGGCCCAGACUUUAUACAACAUCAGAUAAUUUUAACUAGGGAGAAAUAUAAUAAAUUUAAGGAAAGUCAGAAGGCCUUUACUAAUGCCUCACGUUUUUUUCUACAUCAGAACAUUCAUACAAGUGAGAAGUCCUUUAAAGGUAAUUAUUGUGUUAGAGAAUUUAAUAAUGGUACAGCCCUUAUUCGUCAUCAGAUAAUUCAUACUGUUGAGAAACCCUAUGAAUGUAACGAAUGUGGAAAGGGCUUUAGUACUAGUUCAAUAUUUAGAGUACAUCAAAGGAUUCACACAGGUGAGAAGCCCAAUGAAUGUAAAGAAUGUGGAAAAGCCUUUCAUCAUUCCUCAUACCUUAGUCAACAUCAAAGAAUUCAUACUGGUGAGAAACCUUAUGAAUGUAAGUAUUGUGUUAGGGCUUUUAGCAAUGUUUCUGCCUUUAUUCGGCAUCAGAGGAUUUAUACUGGUGAGAAACCCAACAAAUGUAAGGAAUGUGGAAGAGCCUGUAGUACUGUCUCAAUACUUACAGCACAUCAAAGAAUUCAUUCAGGUGAGAAACCCUAUGUUUGUAAGGAAUGUGGGAAGGCCUUCACUAGAGAUUCAGUACUUACACAACAUCAGAAAAUUCACACUGGUGAGAAAGGCUGGGAAUGUAAUGAAUGUGGGAAAGUUUUAAAUUGUGUAAUAUACCUGACUUGGCAUCAGUGAAUUCAUACUGGUGAUAAACCAUAUACUUGUAACAAAUGUGGGAAGGCCUUUCUUCAUUCUUCAGACCUUAUUCUGCAUCAAAGAAUUCAUGCUGGUGAGAAACCUUAUGAAUGCAAGGAAUGUAGGAAGGCUUUUGCAAGAAGUUCAAAUCUUAAUCACCAUCAGAAAGUUCAUAAUGGUCGGUCCCAUAUUGAACUCAAGUUGGAAGAGGCAAGUCCG